CAACCCGCACAGACGGUCUGUUAUAACACACUCAGCUGGAUAUUAGAGAGGGUCUGUGGUGUGUUUGGAGGGACGGUUGUUUGGGACUGGUUUUGCGUGAAUGUGAGCUCCCUUUAGUCGCUCUUUUUUUUUUUUUUUUUUUUUUUUAAAUCAAGGAAACCUGUGAAAGCGUUAGUACCUCUGUCCGCUUCACCAGAGGGUUCAACAGUAUGGCUGCUGCUCUCACCAUGCUCCUCUUCGUCUUUCACAUCUUCACUGUUUCAGCACUGCAAACAGCGUCUGGACAAGACUCCUCGCAGAGAAGCCCGCACCUCACUAGCUGCGUGUCCAAUAACAUGGAGACUUUCUACUGCAGAUGGGAUGUCGGCACUUUCCAGAACCUGUCCGAGCUGGGCGAUGUUCGCUUAUUCUACAUGAACAAAAAGCGCCCCAAUGCACCUCCUACAGAGGAAUGGAGUGAGUGUCCUCAUUACAGCACAGACAGGUCAAACGAGUGCUUCUUCAAUGAAAACUAUACAACCAUCUGGACAUGUUACAGUGUCCAGCUCCGCUCAAGGGAUCAAGCCGUCCUGUAUGACGAGGACCUCUUCUACAUCCAAGACAUUGUGCAACCAGAUCCACCAUUCGGACUGAACUGGACUCUGCUGAAUAUAAGCGUGACCAGCGCGUUCUAUGACAUAAUGCUGAGCUGGAAGCCACCUCAGUCUGCAGACGUGGAGAUGGGAUGGAUGAGACUGCAGUACGAGGUCCAGCACCGCAGCGUUGACUCUGACCGCUGGGAAGUGGUGGACCCUGUGAAAAGCACACAGCGCACCCUGUAUGGGCUUCAAACUAAUGUUGAUCAUGAGGUUCGGGUCCGGUGCAAAAUGCUUGGCGGAAAAGACUAUGGAGAAUUCAGUGACUCUGUAUUCAUCCACAUCCCCUCUAAAGUGUCAAGAUUCCCUGUGGCAGCUUUACUCAUCUUUGGUGCCUUGUGUUUAGUGGCCAUCCUGAUGUUGGUUAUCAUAUCACAGCAGGAAAAGUUGAUGGUUAUUCUUUUGCCUCCUGUUCCUGGACCUAAAAUAAGAGGAAUUGACACUGAACUUCUCAAGAAAGGGAAGCUGAGGGAGUUGGUAUCCAUCCUGGGUGGCCCCCCUGAUCUGAGAUCGGAGCUAUACAACAAUGACCCAUGGGUGGAAUUUAUCGAUCUGGACAUUGAGGAGCAGAAUGACAGACUGACAGACCUGGAUACGGAUUGUCUAAUGGAACGGUCCUUAUCAUCCAAUUGCUCUCCCCUUUCCAUUGGCUUCAGAGAUGACGACUCAGGCCGCGCCAGCUGCUGCGACCCGGAUCUACCCAGCGAUGCGGAAGCACCACCUUUCCAUGCUCUCAUCCCAUGUGAAAUCGUUAGUGAGAACCAAUCAAGCCCAGCAUCUUCUGAACCAAGCUCUCCGAUCCAAAGCCCUACCACUGGGGAUCCUCCUUUGGUAGCCCCGGUGAGAGAGGCAUUGUACACCCAGGUGAGCGAGGUGAGGUCAUCUGGCAAGGUGCUGCUGUCACCUGAGGAACAGACUGAGACGGAGAAAACCACUUGCAAAGACACAGAGAAAGACGUCAUAGUGGAGAAGGAGAAGGAAAGAGAAAAGGAGAAAGAAGAGAUUCGGCUCUUGGUAGUGAAUGCAGACCAUGGAGGUUAUACCUCAGAGCUCAACGCAGCGAAAAUUAGCCCAAGAUCCUCAAAGGACUUGGGAGAACCUUAUCAGACAGGAGAAAACUUGACCCCAGUGCAGUCCCCGUUAUCCGGGGACUACCAGAGGCCUUACCACGAAUCAGACAACAACCCUGUGUCCCCUUUUCCUCCUGCUCCGGUCUACACUGUGGUAGAGGGCGUUGACAAACAGAACAGCCUCUUACUGACCCCAAACUCAACACCUGCACCACAGCUGAUAAUAACGAAAACCAUGCCGACACCAGACGGCUACCUGACCCCUGACCUUUUGGGAAACAUCACACCAUAGAUAGGCGAUGAACAAUUAAAGACUAUUCAGAAAGUUGAAGACUAUUUAAUAAAAGGCAAAGAUAAGCGUGGGAACAGUCUUUAAGAUUGAAGGUUGAGGGUCUCAAGGUUGAGUAUUGAAUGUCAACUCACUCUAAACUAGGUGGGGGAGGUACUUCUGUGUCUGUCCUACCUCCACCUCCUCAGACCUUCGCAGCAUCCUCCGACAAGGCUCUAAAGUGAACAUGGUUGGACGUGUGAAUGAACAAGACCACAAAAAAAAAUGGUUUUACUGCAGUUGUUUAAAGGGAACUGAUGCUCGAAACUGCCUCAAUAAUUCUACGCUCUGAUACUUAAAAAACAAAUAUUCAACACAACUAUCUUUGUAAAACUCAAUUAUUAUUAUUUAAGCCACCAUGGGGCAGAAUAUUCCACAAACAAACUGACAGACAGGCCCUAAAAUAUUAAUGCCUUAUCAACCUGUUAGCAAACAUUUCUGUAGUUAGUCAUCCAGCAGACAAAAAGCUACAUGAUCAUUCAUUUGGAGUUGUCUUUUUGUCUAGUUGAUGCUUAUUAGUUCUCUGUAGCUCUCAAUCAUAUCCUGAGAAAAAUAUCUUGCUCUUUAGCUACUAGAUGCUACACUUUUUUCAUCAGCUAGUUGUUACUUUUGUCUAUCUACCAUUUGGUGCCAUGAGCUAAAAUAUGCUCUGUAGAGCUGCACAGACAGUGAUAAUUUCCUGUGGUUUUAUGACUUGAGUGAUACCUUUUACAGUACAGGUAGUCAUUUCAUUCAAUGUUAAUAUGAAAAUAUCUAUUAAUGCAUGCACUUUUAAUGUUUCUUUUUUUACUUGGUUUCUGGUUAACAGUGCAUUUAAUGCAAAUUUGAAGUUGGGGUUACAUGGUCAACAGUGUUGAAUUUGUACAGUUAUUGCAUUUUAACUGUGCAAGUGCCAGUUUCAAAUAAAGGACUUUCAUACUUUU
Messenger RNA from Scomber japonicus (chub mackerel), 2956 nucleotides. RefSeq names its product growth hormone receptor b (gene ghrb). Gene Ontology annotation, cellular component: external side of plasma membrane; growth hormone receptor complex; cytosol. Gene Ontology annotation, molecular function: growth hormone receptor activity; growth factor binding; cytokine binding. The transcript is spliced from 9 exons. The coding region runs from base 210 to 1997 and encodes 595 amino acids. Gene Ontology annotation, biological process: positive regulation of peptidyl-tyrosine phosphorylation; cytokine-mediated signaling pathway; growth hormone receptor signaling pathway. Lineage: Eukaryota; Metazoa; Chordata; Actinopteri; Scombriformes; Scombridae. The record is from RefSeq and is a predicted model, not a curated record.